Molecule: messenger RNA, 3343 nt
Organism: Linum tenue
Lineage: Eukaryota; Viridiplantae; Streptophyta; Magnoliopsida; Malpighiales; Linaceae
Source: the annotation of a GenBank genome assembly
CGUCACUCAAGUUCCAAAAUCAGCUUUGUUCAGCUAGAGAAGAUAACGUUGGCCACUACUUUUCGUCCAGAUUUUCUAUCACCCGGCGACUUCUUUAAACCACCGAGAUCGGUGCAUCUUCUCUUCCGGUGCGCCAUGGCGAAUCUCUGCGGAAUCUCCAUUUCCCGGCCGACUCACUCCCUACUUCCACCACCGCUCUCCACUUCCGGCCCGAAUUCGUCUCGCCGUCCCUUCAAGCUCCGGUGCUCAAUAACCGAGCAGCCCUCCACGAUCCCCCCUUUGAACCUCGAUGGCGAAUCGCAAUCCAAGGCGUCGCGCUCCACCACUGCCGAUUGUGUCAUCGUCGGCGGUGGGAUCAGCGGGCUCUGCAUCGCCCAGGCGCUGGCCGCCAAACACCAAGAUGUCGGUCCGAAUGUCAUCGUCACCGAGGCCAGCGGUCGCGUUGGCGGCAAUAUCAUCACCGUCGAAAGAGAUGGGUAUCUGUGGGAGGAAGGGCCGAAUAGCUUCCAGCCCUCGGAUUCAAUGCUCAACUUGGUGGUGGAUAGUGGUUUGAAAGAUGAUUUAGUGCUGGGCGAUCCUAAUGCGCCACGGUUCGUGUUGUGGGAUGGGAAAUUGAGGCCAGUGCCAUCCAAGCCGGCUGACUUCCCAGUCUUUGACCUGAUGAGUAUUGGUGGGAAACUCAGAGCUGGCUUUGGUGCCCUCGGAUUGCGGCCUCCUCCACCAGUUUGUCCUCCUGGAACUUUUGUAUUCGUUAGUUGGGUAGUCUCAUUGCUGUUCUGCAACUGUUUCUCGUCAUAAUGUUGGUCUUUUGACAAAGGUGACAGGGGCGCGAAGAAUCGGUUGAAGAAUUUGUACGGCGUAACCUUGGCGAUGAGGUUUUCGAACGUUUAAUCGAGCCAUUUUGUUCAGGCGUUUAUGCUGGGGAUCCCUCAAAGUUAAGCAUGAAAGCUGCCUUUGGAAAAGUUUGGAACCUUGAGCAAACAGGUGGUAGUAUCGUUGGCGGGGCUUUCAAGGCAAUCCAGGAGAGAAAUAAAAAUCCCAAGCCUCCUCAAGAAUCGCGAAUGCCAAAACCAAAGGGCCAAACAGUUGGAUCUUUUAGAAAGGGACUUGCCAUGUUACCUGAAGCACUUGCAAAAGGGCUGGGUAACAAAGUUAAACUGUCAUGGAAGCUUUCAAGUAUCAGCAAAUUGGAAACUGGAGGAUAUAGUUUGACCUAUGAAACACCUGACGGAUUGGUAGCUGUACAGAGCAAAUGUGUUGUACUGACUGUUCCAUCCCAUAUUGCAAGCAGUCUGUUGCAGCCACUUACGGUUGGUGCUUUUGAACUGAUUACUUAGUUGUGUGUUCAAUUUGUGCAAGUAGUUAGGCAUUCUCAAGGAGUGUGCUCUCUGAUGGUUUUCUGCAGAAAUACCGGUUGAGAACUGUGUUAGAAUUAUGCUCUGAACUAAUUGAUGUGAAAUGUAAAUGGAGGAGGAAGAAGAAAAAAUGAGUAAAAGAGAUACCAAAUAGGAGAAAUGGGACAACGGUUUAACCUCAAAUUGUCAUGUCCAACUUUUAGUUGGUUGUUUUAUCUUCUCCAUAGUACAUCCCAGUAGUUCAUUGUGGGUCAGUGCUGCAGCACUGUUGGAGAAUGCAGUCAUACCAGACCAUGUCACCUCCUUGAUCCAGAAUUGCUUGGUGUUUCCCUUCUGAAAACACCUUACAUUUUACUCCACAUGUUGAACAGAAGCUGUUCUCUCAACCAGGGCAGAAAAUGAGAGGUCCUGGGGAGACAAGGUUGAGUAGGUUAUCUGCCUUAGCUGAGAGAACACCUAUUGAAGAUAGUUUUAUUUAUAUUUAUUAGUAUUAUAUGUAUAUAAGAUGGAAAACCUCAAGCACUUCCGGACCAAUGAGGUGACUCGAUCUAUCGGAUGUGACCAGUUCUCCACUGGUGUCACGGUACUGACCAAUGGUGGAAUCAUUGGGAAGUACUAUGGAAAUGAUUAAACGACCCAGAAACAAUUGGAGGAGGUCAGGGUAGAUCUGAGGUGAAAACUUUCCUCCAGGUUCACCCGAUGUUAACUUCGGGUUCUUUUCUUGGCGAGUAGAUGUGAAAUCACAGAGCAUAAUUCUUAGAAAAUGUCAGGUCUCAAUGCAGUAAGCACACCCAAAAAUUAGUUGUAUAAGUACUGAUGGCUUGUACAGAAAUAGCUGACUGAAGCCUGUAUGCAUGAUUGAUGAAUCCCAAUGUAGUCACUGUGUGCAAACCUAUGUUUUGCAGGCUGUUGCUGCUGAAGAAUUGUCGAAAUUUUACUACCCACCUGUCGCUGCAGUAGCCAUUUCAUAUCCAAAAGCAGCAAUUCGGCAAGAGUGUUUAAUCGAGGGGGAGCUCAAGGGUUUCGGCCAGCUGCACCCACGUAGCCAAGGGGUGGAAACUCUCGGAACUAUCUACAGUUCAUCUCUCUUUCCUAAUAGGGUUCCACCAGGAAGAGUUUUGCUCUCAAACUACAUUGGAGGAGCUACUAACCCUGGAAUUUUAUCGAAGACGGAGAGCCAACUCGUAGAAGCAGUUGACCGUGAUUUAAGAAAGAUGCUCAUAAAGCCUGAUGCAAAGGAUCCGUUUAAAGUGGGCGUCAAGGUGUGGCCACAAGCCAUCCCACAGUUCCUGGUUGGUCAUUUUGAUAUCCUGGACAAGGCAAAAACUGCUCUCAAGGACACAGGCCUGAAAGGGUUGUUUCUGGGAGGAAACUAUGCCUCUGGUGUGGCUUUGGGGCGAUGUGUGGAAGCCGCUAACGAGGCUGCAGCUGAAGUAACAGACUUCCUCUCCCAGUAUGCUUACAAGUAAUGUCCAUGUCAGCCGCGGCUCAUUUCUGUGUCCUAAGUCAUAUAGAGGCAUCCCAUGCCCAAAUGCGCAGAGAUGGGAGGAGAGGUUUAGGUCGGACAAUUGGUUCUUUAUGUAGUCAUGUAGAGAAUUUCAGGAGCUAGUCCUGUAUUUUUUUCUUGUAGAGCUCUUUUCUUUGUCAACUGUAGUGAACACUAUUCAUGGCCUUCGGUGGGAUGGAAAAGUCCUGAGAGGCGGCUUCUGGUUUUUGCUCCGUAGGCGUAGUUCUGUAACUGGUAUUUACUCGAGGUAAAAGUCUUUAGAACAAGCAGUUGUUUUCAUGCAAACAAAGGGCCAUGAUUUUGGGGUACAUAACACUCCAGGUUCAGUGGCUGCCCUUGAAUUUAUGCAUGAGUUUCUUAUGAAACAACCAUGCCUAGGGAUAUUGAGUGAUCUUAAAUUUACAGCUGCAUCGGAGUUAAUAUAUAUUGUAUAAGAUAAUAAACUUAAGUAUUAUGUUUGACAAAAUGGAGGCAUAAUGUC